AUGACCACAUCUAAAACAGAAGCAGAUAAUAUUCAAAAAUUAUGUUCAGAAGUUCCAGCUACAAUAAAGUUUCAAAAAAAUGAUGGAAUAUAUCAAUCAAAAUCCAAUGAAACUAUACGUAAUGGUUGUUUUCAACAAUACAUUUCAGUAGAAAUUUCAAAAAAUAAAGGUUAUAACGUAAAAUUAAUUUCUGAAAAUGGUGUUAAAGUUAUUAAAGAUAUAAAAGAUACCAUUUUUAAAGAAACAAAUGCUAUGGAAUAUUUUGAUAUAGAUGGUGUUACAGACUAUUCUACAACAAUAAAAUAUAAUGUUUAUCUUUUUAAUAAUAAGUUAAUCUCAGCAGAUAAAUAUAAGCAUUUAUAUGAUUGUUUACCAAAAAUACGUAAACAAUAUAUAAAUAUUGAAAACAUGUUAUCAGGUUUAGAAUUUCUACAUAAUAAUGGAUUUAUACAUGAAUGUUUAAAUUUAUAUUCAUAUUAUGUUAGUGUUAAUGAAUCAUCAAAUAAUUUAGUUGAAAAAUUUAUAAUUGCUGAUAUAGAUUUAUGUAAAAGAUGGAAUAAGAAUAAAUAUUUUGAUAAACUUGAAAAAAAAAAUAGUAAUCUUAAAAAUAUUUAUGAAAAAAGAUUACAAAGAAAUAUUAAGAAUAUAGGAUUUUGUUCAUUAAAACAACAUACUGGAAGUAAAGUAGGUAUAAAAGAUAAUAUUGAAAGUUGGUACUAUAUUUGUAUAUAUAUGUUUGAAAAUUUAAAAAAAAUAAAAGAGAAUUUAAAUAAUGAAGAUUUAGUAUUUCUUGAGAAACAAAAUAUGAGAAAACCUUCAUAUCCUGGAUAUGAUAAUGUAAGCACAAGAUUUACAGAAAUAUUAUAUGUUCUUGAUAAAAUGAAUGACGAUAAUAUAGAUUAUAACCUUAUUAAAAAAAAGAUUAUUAGUGCUUCAAAACAUCCUGUUACAGAUAAAAAAAAUUUAGAAGAUGAUGUUCUUUCAGAACCAUCUGAUUAUCUAAACUUGGCAAAAGAUUCAAGACUUAGAAGAGUUGCUUAUAAUUUUGAAGAUAUAGAAAAAUUAAACAAAGAACUUAAUCAUUUAAAGAUAGCUACAUUAUCCACAUAUGAUACAAAAGUUAAGUUUGGUGAAGAAAGAAGUUGUUCUGAAAGAAUGAAAACUGAAGAUUCUCCAAUAGUUAAAUCAUUAUCAAUUACUUUGGAUAAAGUUAACAAAAAUAAAGGAAAAAAAACCAUUUCAACUGUUAGCUGUUCAAAAAAUGUGACUGCUAAAUUAAUAGAUGAUACUAGUAAGAAUAAAACAAAAAAUAAUACUGUAGAUAUUAACAAAAAAAAGGAAGCAAAAAGUAGUGAACCUCCUGCCAAAAAGAAAAGACCUAGUGAAAAAAAUAUUUUAACAAGUGUUAAGAAAACAUUUAAAAAGUUUUUUAAGAAAUAA
Messenger RNA from Strongyloides ratti, 1440 nucleotides. RefSeq names its product Protein kinase-like domain-containing protein. The transcript has a single exon. Bases 1 to 1440 code for a protein of 479 amino acids. The record is from RefSeq and is a predicted model, not a curated record. NCBI's taxonomy places the organism in Eukaryota, Metazoa, Nematoda, Chromadorea, Rhabditida, Strongyloididae.